Molecule: messenger RNA, 2319 nt
Organism: Prorocentrum cordatum
Lineage: Eukaryota; Dinophyceae; Prorocentrales; Prorocentraceae
Source: the annotation of a GenBank genome assembly
AUGGUUCGAAGAAGGUCGAAGAAGAAGAACUCCAUGAAGUUUCUGGGGGCGGGCCUCCGGGGGCAGCGGUGCAUGCGGCUGGUGUCGUACAACCUGCUGAGUCUGCGCAGGGAGCUCCGCACGGAGGGCAUCAGCCGCCAACUGUCGCGGGUGGACGCGGUGGCUCUCGAGGGAGAGCAGUUGCCGUGGCAGCCGGGCGAGGAGCUCCUGACCCGACUUCAAGGUGCUGGAGACCCGAUCGCCGCCGCCGGCCCUGAGGGCUCGCGCUGGGACGGCGCGCAUCCGCCGGGGGCUGCUGGACCUCAUGGUCUCAUGGUGGUGGUGCUCUGCUUCCCCGCCGUCGGCUGCCGCUUCCGCGACGAGACGGUGUCCGAAUUGUUCGAGUGGACGGAGGGGGCGCUGGCUAGGGCGCCGGCGCGCGCGCCCCCGCUGCUGUGCGCCGGCCUCAACGACGGGCUCGGCCUGGUGCAGUCCGAAUGGGGCGCCUGCGGCCCCAUGCCGCAGGCCACUGGCACGGUCAGCGCUGCGCUGGAGCACCAGGCGGGGUCGGCGUGGCGCGAGAUGGGCGGGAGGUGGCAGGACGAGCUGGCCACCUUGGUCGGGGACCUCAGCCUGGAGCACUUCGGCUGCGCGGCCCGUUCCUCAGCCGAGGCGGACAGUGCGUCUGCAGAGCGGGGGAUCUUGCUGGCGCGGCGGGCCGAGCUACGAGCGCAGCUCAUCGCGGUGGGCCCGGCGGCCGUGGACGAGGGCGAGGAGAUGAGCUGGUGCGAUCUCGAGCUGGAGGUGGCCUCAGAAGUUGCGCAAGCUCCAUCGCCAGCAGCGGCGACAGAUGUGGACGCGCGGAGGCUGGCGCAGCAGCUGCGCCCUGGCCCACUCGCGCCGCAGUUCGAGCCGCGCGAGGCUCGGCGGCUCGCGGCGGUGGGCCUGGGCGAGCUGGAGGAGAGAGUGCGCGUGAUGCAGCCUCGGCGGGCCGUCCCUCCCUGGUCGGCGCCUGUGCUCGUUUGGAGGAUGUGCUUGUCGCCAGAUCGCGCCGCAGCGGCGACGUCGUGGGGGUGCGGGAUCGGCUACGAGGAGCCCGACGCGAGUUUGCUCUUCUUUCGGCAUCGACUGUGGUACUCGCUGGCGGUCAUCCGGCUGUGCCAGACCACGCCGACGGGCUGGUCGCGCUGGCGGGCAGCCGACAUCGGGAGACCGAUUCACGCGAUGCGCCUCGUCGGCAAGGCCAUCGCAUCGACGCCCAUGGCUCAGUCGGAGCCCCAGGCUGCACAUCACCAUCACCUCGGCUUCGUGCGGCAUCGCUCUCUUGAGGGGGCCCUUGCGACGGUCUACGCCGUGGGCGCCCGCUGCAGUCUGAAUGGCCUGUCCGCCAUCACCUCUUUCACGGACCUCAGCACGGCAGUCCAGUGCCCCGAGCUGGAGUACAUCAGGGCGGCGAUGACCGAGCGGUUCCGCCCCGCGGACCUGCCAGCCACGACCCGCCGCGGCGAGGAUUACCACUGCCUCGCGGGCGCGGCGGAGGGCGCCCUGGCCAUGAAGCCGCGCCAGGGCGCCCUCAUUUGCGAAGCGAUCGGCCCUCCGCUGUCCCUUCGCGCGUUCCGGCCGCUCGCCGAGGGCGGGGCCGCUCGCGACCGCGCGCUACAGGGCGCCCACCAGCUGCUGGCGCCAUCGGGCGCGCCUUGGGCCCCCCUGGCCUUCAGCCUCGCGAAGUUCGCAGACGACCUGUGCAUGCGUUUCGCCUCGCAUCGGCCUGGCGUGCUCCGCGCCGACGGCAUGGCGCCCGACCAGCUUCUAGAAGCCGCCACAAAGCCAGCGUCUUUCAAGAAGAACUUGGGCAAGCAGUGCGCGAUGUGCGUUCUUGUUCGCGGACCUGGUUCGCGGGGGCAGCGCGCGCUGGCGGCUCGCCAUCUGGGCCCGAUGGCGCGCGCGGCGGGGGCGCUCUCAGUAGAGCUCCGCGCCCGGGUCUUGGCGGCGCGGCGGGCGCACCUGGAGGCGGGCAACUUCUGGCGCGUGGUGGGCCCCUUGGAGACGCUGCGCCGGGCCCCCCGCCGUGGAGGACGGCGCAUUUCGGCGCCGAGCACAGCCGGACCAGGUCGUGACGCUUCUCCGAAAAUGGGCGUCGCCGCGACCGAGCUCCGCGCAUGGCGCCUCGGGCUCCUCUUCCGGGUGCCGCGGCGGCCGCGCGAGCGGGGGAUGCCGCUGACGGCCGUCUCCGGCCCCCUGCCCCUCGCGCGUGGCCAGGCCGCCGGGGCGGGCGGGCUCUUCUCGCAGCAUGCGCCCCCGCUGGCGCGCAUCUUCGUCGACGAUUUGGACGCUCUCAUG